AUGCUCCGAUCAACUAUCAUUAAGACCGCCCGACCUCUCGCGUCGCGACGCCUGCUCAGCACUUCUGCGAGACUUAUGGGUAGUGGGGACACUGGAUCAGGCUUCUCCAGGCCGUCUGGUGAGCGCGGCGGUGAUGCCUUCACCAAGCGCGAAACCGCAGCCGAGGAGAUGUACAUCCGGCAGGAAGAGAAGGCCAAGCUGCGAGCCAUCAAAGCCAAGCUCCAGGAACAAAAGAAGCACAUCGAGGAGCUAGAGAAGCACAUGUCGGACCUCCCGUCUCUCGCAUCGUCGCAGACACAGAAGCACUGA
Messenger RNA from Lindgomyces ingoldianus, 309 nucleotides. RefSeq lists its product as uncharacterized. The record is from RefSeq and is a predicted model, not a curated record. Bases 1 to 309 code for a protein of 102 amino acids. Gene Ontology annotation, cellular component: mitochondrion. The transcript is spliced from 3 exons. Gene Ontology annotation, biological process: negative regulation of ATP-dependent activity. NCBI's taxonomy places the organism in Eukaryota, Fungi, Ascomycota, Dothideomycetes, Pleosporales, Lindgomycetaceae. Gene Ontology annotation, molecular function: ATPase inhibitor activity.